Messenger RNA from Acanthocheilonema viteae, 915 nucleotides. Lineage: Eukaryota; Metazoa; Nematoda; Chromadorea; Rhabditida; Onchocercidae. The record is from the annotation of a GenBank genome assembly.
AUGUUGGGUGUUAGCAGUAGUGGCAGUAGUACCGUUGGCGGUGACGUGAAUCCAGAUUUACUUCAGGAAGUUCGUUUAUACGAAAAUAGUAUGGAACGUGAACGGGUAGAUAAUAUGAGCGAAUUAUACGCUGUCUUAAAUGCCUUGGAGUGCUUAGAAAAGGUCUUUAGUCGUGAUUGUAUUCCAGCCAAGGAAUAUACUGCGGAAUGUUCGAAGCUUUUGGUGCAAUACAAGGUAGCUUUGCGUUUGGUACAAUGCGAUAUCGAUGAAUUCGUGAAGAAAUACCGUGUGGAAUGUCCUGCAGCGUUGGAAAGAAUCCGUGAAGAUCGACCAAUCACUGUAAAAGAUGAUAAAGGGAACACAUUGAAAUGCAUUGCAGAAAUUGUGGAAAUGUUCAUCACAUUUUUGGAUCAGCUGAAAUUGAACGUUCGAGCUGUUGAUGAGCUAUUUCCGACAUUGAAUGAAUUGAACGUCUCUAUCAGUUCAAUGAUUACAUUACCGGAUAACUUUGAUGCAAAACUUAAGGGCAAUAAACGUGUUAGGAGAGGGAAAGAGGCUAAAGGAGAUGAGUUUUGUCUGGUUGUGCAGUUUGAUGUUCAUGGUGAGGGAUUGCGUGGUAAACGAGUACUUUUGGAUAGUUAUAUUUCAUUCGAUAUAAAAAUGCCCUUAGCACGAGAUUUAUUAUAUCCAGAUCCUCAAAAGGAACGAGAGCGGUGUAAAUUGAAGAGGUUAGUACAGCAACCGAAUUCUUUCUUUAUGGAUGUAAAAUGUCCAGGAUGUUACAAAAUUACAACAGUGUUCAGUCACGCUCAGUCGGUAGUAGUUUGCGUUGGAUGUAAUACAGUACUAUGCCAACCGACUGGUGGAAAAGCCCAUUUAACAGAAGGAUGUUCGUUUCGGAAAAAGCAGCAUUAA